Messenger RNA from Manis javanica (Malayan pangolin), 3061 nucleotides. RefSeq names its product COPI coat complex subunit gamma 1 (gene COPG1). Gene Ontology annotation, molecular function: structural molecule activity. Gene Ontology annotation, biological process: endoplasmic reticulum to Golgi vesicle-mediated transport; intra-Golgi vesicle-mediated transport; organelle transport along microtubule. The record is from RefSeq and is a predicted model, not a curated record. Gene Ontology annotation, cellular component: Golgi membrane; endoplasmic reticulum-Golgi intermediate compartment; COPI vesicle coat. NCBI's taxonomy places the organism in Eukaryota, Metazoa, Chordata, Mammalia, Pholidota, Manidae.
CGUAGGGUUACGUGGCCGGCCGGAAGUGGCCUGCACAGAACCGCUGCGGUACCAACUCUGCUAGCGGUCUGGGUCCAGCACUGGGUUGCUACUUUGCGUCCCCGCCGGUACCAACAUGCUGAAGAAAUUCGACAAGAAAGACGAGGAAUCGGGUGGAGGCUCCAACCCAUUCCAGCACCUUGAGAAGAGUGCAGUACUCCAGGAGGCCCGUGUAUUUAACGAAACUCCUAUCAACCCUCGGAAAUGUGCCCACAUCCUCACCAAGAUCCUUUACCUUAUAAACCAGGGGGAGCACCUGGGGACCACAGAAGCAACCGAGGCCUUCUUUGCCAUGACCAAGCUCUUCCAGUCCAACGAUCCCACACUCCGUCGGAUGUGCUACUUGACAAUUAAGGAGAUGUCUUGCAUUGCAGAGGAUGUCAUCAUCGUUACUAGCAGCCUGACAAAGGACAUGACCGGGAAAGAAGACAACUAUCGGGGCCCUGCUGUGCGAGCCCUCUGCCAGAUCACCGAUGGCACCAUGCUACAGGCUAUUGAGCGGUACAUGAAACAGGCCAUCGUGGACAAGGUGCCCAGUGUCUCCAGCUCUGCCCUGGUGUCUUCCCUGCACCUGCUGAAGUGCAGCUUUGAUGUGGUCAAGCGCUGGGUGAAUGAGGCCCAGGAGGCAGCAUCCAGCGAUAACAUCAUGGUCCAGUACCACGCCCUGGGGCUCCUGUACCACGUGCGGAAGAACGACCGCCUGGCUGUCAAUAAGAUGAUCAGCAAGUUCACCCGGCAUGGCCUCAAGUCUCCCUUUGCCUACUGCAUGAUGAUCCGCGUGGCCAGCAAGCAGCUGGAGGAGGAGGACGGCAGCCGUGACAGCCCACUGUUUGACUUCAUCGAGAACUGCUUGCGUAACAAGCACGAGAUGGUGGUGUACGAAGCCGCCUCUGCCAUUGUCAACCUGCCAGGCUGCAGUGCCAAGGAGCUGGCCCCAGCUGUGUCAGUGCUCCAGCUUUUCUGCAGCUCACCCAAGGCCGCUCUCCGUUACGCUGCUGUCCGUACCCUCAAUAAGGUUGCCAUGAAGCAUCCGUCAGCAGUGACAGCCUGUAACCUGGAUUUGGAGAACCUGGUCACAGAUUCCAACCGCAGCAUCGCCACACUGGCCAUCACCACCCUCCUCAAGACUGGCAGUGAGAGCAGCAUCGACCGCCUCAUGAAGCAGAUCUCCUCCUUUAUGUCAGAGAUCUCAGAUGAAUUCAAGGUGGUGGUUGUCCAGGCCAUCAGUGCCCUGUGUCAGAAGUACCCUCGCAAACAUGCUGUCCUCAUGAACUUCCUGUUCAGCAUGCUGCGGGAGGAGGGUGGCUUUGAGUACAAGCGGGCCAUCGUGGACUGCAUCAUCAGCAUCAUCGAGGAGAACACAGAGAGCAAGGAGACGGGGCUGUCCCACCUGUGUGAAUUCAUCGAGGACUGCGAGUUUACUGUGCUGGCCACUCGCAUCCUGCAUCUCCUGGGCCAGGAGGGCCCCAAGACCAAUAAUCCCUCCAAGUACAUCCGCUUCAUCUACAACCGAGUGGUCUUGGAGCAUGAGGAGGUCCGGGCAGGCGCAGUGAGUGCUCUGGCCAAGUUUGGAGCCCAAAAUGAAGAGAUGUUACCCAGCAUCUUGGUAUUACUGAAGAGGUGUGUGAUGGAUGAUGACAAUGAAGUCAGGGACCGGGCUACCUUCUAUCUCAAUGUCCUGGAGCAGAAGCAGAAGGCCCUCAACGCUGGCUAUAUCCUAAACGGUCUGACAGUUUCCAUACCUGGCCUGGAGCGGGCCCUGCAGCAAUACACUCUGGAACCAUCAGAAAAACCUUUCGACCUCAAAUCUGUGCCCUUGGCCACCACGCCCAUGGCAGAGCAGAGAACGGAAAGCACCCCCCUCACAGCAGCCAAGCAGCCUGAGAAAGUGGCGGCCACCCGGCAGGAGAUCUUCCAGGAGCAGUUGGCAGCAGUGCCAGAGUUCCGUGGGCUGGGGCCCCUCUUCAAGUCCUCGCCUGAGCCCGUGGCCCUCACCGAGUCAGAGACAGAGUAUGUCAUCCGCUGCACCAAACACACCUUCACUGACCACAUGGUGUUCCAGUUUGACUGCACGAACACGCUCAACGACCAGACCUUGGAGAAUGUCACUGUGCAGAUGGAACCAACUGAGGCCUAUGAGGUGCUCUGCUACGUGCCUGCCCGGAGCCUACCCUAUAACCAGCCUGGGACCUGCUACACGUUGGUGGCACUGUCAAGGGAAGACCCCACAGCUGUGGCCUGCACGUUCAGCUGCAUGAUGAAGUUCACUGUCAAGGACUGCGACCCCACCACUGGGGAGACCGACGACGAAGGCUAUGAGGAUGAAUACGUGCUGGAAGAUCUGGAAGUCACUGUAGCAGAUCAUAUCCAAAAGGUCAUAAAGCUGAAUUUCGAAGCAGCCUGGGGUGAGGUUGGGGAUGAGUUUGAGAAGGAAGAAACAUUCACCUUGUCCACCAUCAAGACACUGGAAGAGGCUGUGGGCAAUAUCGUGAAAUUCUUGGGAAUGCAUCCUUGUGAGAGGUCAGACAAAGUACCGGAUAACAAGAACACCCACACAUUGCUCCUGGCUGGUGUGUUCCGGGGUGGUCAUGACAUCUUGGUGCGCUCCCGGCUGCUACUUUUGGACACUGUAACCAUGCAGGUGACGGCCAGAAGUUCGGAGGAGCUGCCAGUAGACAUUGUGUUGGCAUCUGUGGGCUAAGAGGCGCCCCCACUCCUACCCUUUCCCCCCAACACUACGCAGAAAUCACACCUUCUGAACCCAGUAGAAACUUCUUCCCAAGCCUCUGUAUCAAGAAAUAAUAGGAAUGACUGAGGAUUUUUCUUUCCUUCUUUUUUUAAUUUAACCCCUGCCCCAGGACUACUGGGGGAUAACAUUUUUUUAGCUUGUCAUGGAACUUUGCUGACCUACCUACUAGAGAAGGGACAUUGCAAAUAAAGCGCUUGCACCUCCUCUUGAAUUUAUCCCCAAAGAAACCAUCUUAUCCCAAUGAAUAAAUAAGCAUGUAUUUUAUUGAAUGAC